AUGAAUAAAAGCAGCAGGGCAUUUCAAGCACCGAAUAAGGUCAUCACCAAGGAGGACAUUACCCCCUUGUCCAGAUCGCACACAAAAAAGGCAGACGCUCGUGGGACAGCAGAUGGUAACAACACCACCGCCAGUGCAGUCGAGGCCACACCCAUCAUCAUCACCACUGCUCGUUCGAUAGAUACUGCCGGUUCACUAUCUGAGAACGCCACCGACGACGAUGGCGCCCAAAAGGGAAGCCCACACCAUGAUGACGAUGAUGACGAUCUCGAGAGUACGCUCGGCUAUAGUUCUGAGCCUGAUCCUCUAUUUUCCCCAUGCCACCAGCCUUCCUUCAGCAACAGCACAUUUAGUUCUGGCGCGGACAGUGAACUCUUUACGGAGGAAAACUACAAUAAGAAGGAUUUCCACGAUAGCAGCGAGAACAGCAUCUUUUUACCUCAGAUACAACAGUCGUUCUUUUUCGGCGACAAUAGUAAGAGCGAUGCCAACAAUACGGACUUCUGGAAAGAAGUAAACGGCACUGCCGAAGAGGCGAUUUGCAUGCAGGAGACAAGGCAAAGGAAAUGCUCGCUCGUGGCUCUGCAUCCAGGCGACGCUACCACAAGUUCGAACGACACCUUGGGCAUUGAGGACUUCAUCAAAGACGAUAUCAACGGUGCCGAAGCCAUGGAACCAUGCACAUCCUCAUCAUCUGAGACAUCAUCGUCUCCCUCCCUUCUUGACAAUUUGGACUAUAAUAUCAAGCUCUUGUGCUACAGAGACAAUGAGGGCAAGUUCACGUUAAAGAAGAGGAAGUUUUUGAAAAACUCCCUACGUUCGUCCUCUGCACUUUCUAAAAAGUGGAAACCUAUGUCCAAGAGAGAUAAACUGUUGAAGAGGGCCAUUAGAAGGAAGAGCGGUGUUUGCCAGACGUUAUCAGCUGGUUUUGGUAUCGGUGAAUUCAUGUUAUAG
Saccharomyces paradoxus is the source of this 954-nucleotide messenger RNA. RefSeq lists its product as uncharacterized. The record is from RefSeq and is a predicted model, not a curated record. Lineage: Eukaryota; Fungi; Ascomycota; Saccharomycetes; Saccharomycetales; Saccharomycetaceae. Bases 1 to 954 code for a protein of 317 amino acids. The transcript has a single exon.